GCUCUCUCCAACUUACUGCUUCUGUUGAACCGGACCGAGAGGAGACAGCGAAAGUUAGCAGCCGAAACACUUUUUAAACUUUACAACUUAUGUUUUAAUUGACGAGCCGACCGGAAACUAAAGUAGUGUUGGUUAUUUCCGGUCAUUUAUUAACGUUUUUUUCUCGAAGUUCUGACACAAACGAGCCAACAAAGGGAUGAGGCUGAAGAGGACCAACACAGCCAGUGGUGUCAUCACCUUCCACACACCUUUCUCUCUCAGCCUGCUGAAGUCAGAGGAGUGUGUGGCAGACGUGAACAACGCUUCAGAGAGCAGAAGGAGCUCGUCUCAGCCGAGGAGCCCCAGUAAAUGUGUGAGAGCAGAGAAAAGGGAUGAGGCCUCACCUUCUGGGCCGCAGCAGGGGAACGACCAGGACCGGCUCUCUCACUCCUCCCUCAGACGACUGCAGGCAAAGAUGGAGGCUGAAAAUCAGCAGGCGAAAGAAAUAAUCCAGCCGUUACUGGACACAGAAAAUGGUUUUGUGAAGAAGUUAGAGACAUUUCUGAACCAACGGGACGUAACAGAGCUGAGGAGGAGGGAGCUGCAGCACAAGCGCUGGACUGAGCGUGUAUGGUUUCCCCUCCAGAGGAGAGUGGAGGAACGAGCGUCCAGCUGCAGCCCUGUGGCGCUCAAGAGACGCCAGAGCUUAUACACUCACUACCUCCAACACUGCAACAGCAAGGGCUUUGUGUUCCUAGAGACGUAUGAUCUAAGAGAAUACAAUCCGUUUCUUCUCCGCAUCAAAAAGCCACACUACCUCAAGCUCAGUGCGUCUGACAUGAAGGACCGAUCGGACCGUCAGUUACAUGAAAGGCUGAAGGAAAACAGAACAGCUCGUUCUUGUGAAGCAGGAUUUAAAUACACGAGAGCACAAGACGAGACUCUACCUCAGAGGGACCGUCCUUUUAGUGAGUCUGACAUCCUGCCACAGGCCUCGUUUAAUCAUCCGGCCACUGCAUCCAGAAAAAUUCCAACAGACGAUCAGGCUGCGGGGAGGAAGUCCAGCAGGCUCAACACCAUACCACACCACAUCAGUGCCACCGCCCAACCAGAUGGAAGGUGCCAUCAGACCGGCUGCUGGAUCUCUAGAUGUGGAUGUCGCCAACAACCAGCGAGUUUAUAGCAAUUUCACUUGUUGCUUCAUCUAAAUAAAAUCCAUACUUUUC
Molecule: messenger RNA, 1205 nt
Organism: Epinephelus moara (kelp grouper)
Lineage: Eukaryota; Metazoa; Chordata; Actinopteri; Perciformes; Serranidae
Gene: fam228a
Product: family with sequence similarity 228 member A
Exons: 9
Coding region: 197-1162 (321 amino acids)
Source: RefSeq, a predicted model, not a curated record